Messenger RNA from Dipodomys spectabilis (banner-tailed kangaroo rat), 2447 nucleotides. It is a transcript of the gene Ptgr2, whose product is annotated as prostaglandin reductase 2. The transcript is spliced from 10 exons. Gene Ontology annotation, biological process: prostaglandin metabolic process. NCBI's taxonomy places the organism in Eukaryota, Metazoa, Chordata, Mammalia, Rodentia, Heteromyidae. Bases 120 to 1175 code for a protein of 351 amino acids. Gene Ontology annotation, molecular function: 15-oxoprostaglandin 13-reductase [NAD(P)+] activity. The record is from RefSeq and is a predicted model, not a curated record.
UGGCCGGAGGCUUCAUUCUCUUAGUUGGACGUUGUGGGGUUCAGCUACGGGUGAUUAGUUUCCAUAGGAGCAGUGGGGAUUAUUUUAUAUUGAAAUUUGUGACACUGCUGCACAGAGUGAUGAUUGUACAAAGAGUGGUAUUGAAUUCCCGACCUGGGAAAAAUGGUAAUCCAGUAGCAGAGAAUUUCCGAAUGGAAGAAGUCACUUUACCAGAGGGCAUCAAUGAAGGACAAGUGCGAGUUAGAACUCUUUAUCUUUCUGUGGAUCCUUACAUGCGUUGUAAGAUGAAUGAAGACACUGGCAGUGAUUAUUUAGCGCCUUGGCAGCUGUCUCAGGUGGUAGAUGGUGGUGGUAUUGGAAUUGUAGAAGAAAGCAAGCACACAAACUUAACCAAAGGCAAUGUUGUGACUUCUUUUUAUUGGCCCUGGCAAACUAAAGCUAUUUUAGAUGGGGAUGGCCUUGAAAAGGUAGAACCACAACUUGUGAAUGGACAUCUUUCGUAUUUUCUUGGAGCUAUAGGUAUGCCUGGUUUGACUUCCUUGAUUGGAGUGCAGGAAAGAGGUCAUAUAACUGCUGGAUCUAAUCAGACAAUGGUGGUCAGUGGAGCAGCUGGUGCCUGUGGAUCCUUGGCUGGACAGAUUGGCCGCUUGCUGGGCUGUUCCAGAGUGGUGGGAAUUUGUGGAACACCUGAGAAAUGCGUCCUUUUGACCUCAGAACUGGGCUUUGAUGCUGCAAUUAAUUAUAAAAGAGGGAAUAUGGCAGAACAACUCAAAGAAUCGUGUCCAGCUGGAGUGGAUGUUUACUUUGACAAUGUUGGUGGUGACAUAAGUGAUACAGUGAUAAGUCAGAUGAAUCAGAACAGCCACGUCAUCCUGUGUGGUCAGAUUUCCCAGUACAAUAAAGAUGUGCCUUAUCCUCCCCCUCUGCCCCCUGCCAUAGAGGCAAUACAAAAGGAAAGAAACAUCACAAGGGAAAGAUUUCUGGUGUUAAAUUACAAGGAUAAGUUUGAGCCUGGCAUUCUACAGCUGAGUCAGUGGUUUAAAGAAGGAAAGUUAAAGAUCAAAGAGACUGUGAUAAAUGGAUUGGAAAACAUGGGAGCUGCAUUCCAAUCCAUGAUGACAGGAGGUAACAUUGGAAAGCAGAUAGUCUGCAUUUCAGAAGAUGCUUCUUUAUAAUCUAUGUACAUCUUCAUCAAGGAAAUAACAUUUUUCAGGUUUUCUUCUUUUCGAGAUGGUAUGGGGGCUAAACUCAGAGCAUCAGGUCACUGGGCUUUUUCUCUCAAGGACAGUUGGUGCUCUUCCACUUGAGCUAUGCCUUAAAAUUUAAGAAUAUAAACAGUUCUUAAUGAUUUUUUAGUAAUCAUUAAGCUGUUUGGUCACAUAAUUCUGUUUUAUCUAAAUAUUUCACAUAUGCACACUAUAUUUAACGUGAUUACUUUCAACAUUAUUUCUUCUUCUUUUUGUUUUGCUUUUGGGACAAGCUCUUGCCAUGCAGUCCAGGCUGACCUUGAACUUAUGAUUCUACUUUAGCAGGAGUGCUGGGAUUAAUUCCAGGUGCUGGAAUUAGAGAUAUACAGGAAUGUACCACCAUACCUGGCUACUUUUCUGAUUAAAACUAAUAGGUGAUAUUUGUAUCAGAUAUUCUGGAACUACUGGAGACUUAAUACAACUGUUAAUUGGUCAUAUGCAAUCGAUUUUAAAAUUAACUUGUAUUUAAAAUUGAAUAAUCAUUCUAUUGUGAGAAACAGUAAACAUUUAUUUGAAAAAAGUCUUACAAUUCUUAAAUUGAAACUUGCGUAACAACAGAAUUGGGAUGGUCUUUCCAAAUAGAUGGAAAAGAGAAUGGUAUAACAUGUAUGUAAAGCUUGAGGGUGGAAAACUUUUGGGGUGUAAGAGCAGAGGAUCUUGGUUCAGAAUAGUAUGAGAUGAUAAAUAAUGUAAGCUGAGUUUAUGGAGAGACCAAGAGACCAGAUGUGUGUUUUGCCAAAUAAUUUAAUGUAUAGCACUUUAAUACUACACUGUAUAUUGAUAGGAGCAUAUGCUUCUUUUAUAUUCAGCAGUUACACUGUCAAAUAGUCCUAAAAUGGAGGGCAAGAAGACACAUGAAUAUCACUUGGAAUUUACUAGUAAAAACAAUGGGGAGGAGAGGGUGGAGGCUGCGGCUGAGGUGGUGCUCACUGGUUCAGCAGUGAUCUUCAAUUCAAUCCUGAGCACCAAAAACGCCCCAUAACACAAGAAAACAGAGACACCUUAGGAAAAUCAUGAGACUGGGCAAAUUAACCAAUGGUUGCAAACCUGAAUGCUAAAGAUGCACUGAUGUACUUAUUAGUGCUUGUUUCCUUUCUUGAAGGGACUCUUCUCUGUAUAUUGAUAACUCCCCAAGCUACUUUUCCAUUUGUGAUUUGCUUGAGUUUCGAAGUUAAAAAAAAAAAAAUGCCUCCUACCUCA